CACUCUUAUAAUCUAGAAAAAAGUAGUAGUCUUGACCGCUGCGCUGAUCAGAAAUGCUGCGUCCCUUUGAAACUUGUUCAUCAAAUUUCUCAUCAUAUUCAAACCCAUCACAAGGGCCAUGACUGUUUUCACCCUUAAUGAUUCUGAGACCGAAAUCGAAGCCUCUCGAGGUACCAGUAUGGAAGAUCUUCAAUUGAAGGUCCCCAGAGGAAGAGGUUGCUGCCACACCUUAAAGACCUACACCAGGAAAACAAGACACUUAUGAAGCUUGUUGCAGACAAAGAUAAGCGCAUUGCAUCAUACAUGAUAGAUUUCGAAGAGCUGAACAGUUUGAAAAUCAUUGUCAACAAAUUGGAGAAAUAAAAUCUCAAACUUACCCAAGCAAACAGCUAGAUGUUGCAAAAGCUACGGAGUUUGAGAAACCAUGUGCAGAAAGUACAACAACCAAAUAUACAACCUGUCCAAGAAACAAUCCAAGUGUAGGAAGUACAACAACCAAAUUUGCAACCCGCCCAAGAAAUAUUCCAGGUAAAUGAAAUACAGCAGCCAUUUUUGGAUUAUAUGCAACCUGCACAAGUAAGAAUCCAGGUGCAGGAAUUACAACCGCCAAAUAUGGAAGCUGGCCAAGUAAGAAUCCAAAUGCAGGAAGAAGAACCGGAUUUAGAAAAUAGCCAGAUGUUGCUGGAACUCGGAUCAAAUACAGAUAUGUUAACUUCUACUGAUCGAGCAGUCCGGGAGUGUAUAGACAUGAUUGAACAGCUUCAAGCUUCGGGCCCUCCUGCUGAUGAAGUAAUCCAGCAAGUCAAGGCAAGGCUUCAAGCUUUAGGCCCUCUUACUCUUGAUGCCGUUCAGCAGAUAAGAGCGGGGUUCCGUAAGCUUCAGAAAUUGCAGUGUCCAAGGUGUGAAUCUAAUAACACUAAAUUCAGUGUUUUGAAAGCCAAAAGAAUAUCUGCGCCAAGAUAUCACUGCAAAAAUUGUAAAGAUCUUCUCCAACAAGAAAUAAGGAAACCUGUUGUGCUUGGAGGCGUGAAUAGGAAAGAUCUUCUCCAGCAACGUUUUCAACGUGUUCAGCGUAGAAGGAUGAAGACUUGAAAAAUAUCUAUAUUAUUAACAUUAUAAGGUCUCAGCUCGAUAUAAGUCUUGUUCCCAUUAGCCUCAUUUAUUGAGUAUUACCAAAACAAACUUACUUAACCAUAGUUGUUGCAGUUGUCAGUUUGACAAUACUCUGUAUGUACUAUAUGUAAACUUUCCAAUAUGGAAUUUCUAUAAUUACAAUCCUUCACUGUCCACGGUUUGUACAA
This is a messenger RNA of Argentina anserina (silverweed cinquefoil), 1301 nucleotides long. RefSeq names its product dof zinc finger protein DOF3.6-like. Bases 562 to 1092 code for a protein of 176 amino acids. The transcript is spliced from 7 exons. NCBI's taxonomy places the organism in Eukaryota, Viridiplantae, Streptophyta, Magnoliopsida, Rosales, Rosaceae. Gene Ontology annotation, biological process: regulation of DNA-templated transcription. Gene Ontology annotation, molecular function: DNA binding. The record is from RefSeq and is a predicted model, not a curated record.